AUGAAGUUCUCUGCCAUUGCUCUCUCUCUUGCCGUUGCCUCUGUCUUUGCCGCUCCUCAUGAGGGCCAUGACCAUGGUGAGGCUGCUGCCCCCUCUGUUGCCUCUGCCGCCGCCUCCGCCUCUCCUUCUGGAGGUGCUCACAACCAUGAUGACCAUGAUCACGACCACGAUCAUGACCACGACCAUGACCACGAUCAUGACCACGACCAUGACCACGACCAUGACCACGACCAUGACCACGAUCACAAGGAUUCUGCUUCGGCCAUUACCUCCACCGCUGCCUCUAGCGUUGCCUCUGCCGCUGCGUCCGCUUCUGCUUCUGCUUCUGCUUCUGCUUCUGCUCAUGACCACGACCACGAUCACGAUCACGAUCACGAUCACGAUCACGAUCACGAUCACGACCAUGACCAUGAUCACAGCUCUGUCGCCUCUGGUGCUGCUUCCAAGACUCAGCCUGCCUCCGGGUCUGCUGCUGCUACCAGUGCUGCCACUUCCAGUGCUGCUGAGUCCGCGGCUGCCACUAGCGCCGCCGAUUCUGCUGCCUCCGGAUCUGCUUCUGCUUCUACCACCCAGGCUAACGGCGGAGCUUCCAAUGUCAUUCCUGGUGCCGUGGCCUUCGUUGCCGUUGCGGCCGCUCUCCUUUAG
This is a messenger RNA of Yarrowia lipolytica CLIB122, 645 nucleotides long. RefSeq lists its product as uncharacterized. Lineage: Eukaryota; Fungi; Ascomycota; Dipodascomycetes; Dipodascales. The record is from RefSeq and is a predicted model, not a curated record.